Struthio camelus australis is the source of this 8330-nucleotide messenger RNA. RefSeq names its product potassium channel tetramerization domain containing 18 (gene KCTD18). Lineage: Eukaryota; Metazoa; Chordata; Aves; Struthioniformes; Struthionidae. The record is from RefSeq and is a predicted model, not a curated record. Gene Ontology annotation, biological process: protein homooligomerization.
CAGCCGGUUAGCGCUGGCCGCGGCUACCAGCCCGUUUGGAGGACUUGCUCCCGAUUUUUAUGCCAGAAAAAAAAAAUUUUUUUUUUCUCUACCUGCUCCCCUCCUGCGGGCAGCUCGGCACAGACACGGGAAUGUUUAUCGGAAACGUGACGUUAGGGACGGGACGGCCCCAACCGCUGGCUGGCUGGAGCAGCCCGGGUCUGAGGACCAGCGCGGCAGCAGCCGCCUGGCUGCAGCACAGAGCUGCUGCGUUACCGCCGCCCUGGACUGGGGUCAAAACUAGAUUUCCCAGAACGCAUUAACUUCUGUCACUGUUCUUCCAGUGCUGUCUGCCCAUACUGACCUCCUAAAACUCUGCUUACCCAUCUGCCUCAAACGAGGAGCCUUUGUGGGGGUUUGAAUAGCUCAUAAUUAACGUCCUCGUUGGCAAAUGCAAUGGAAGAAGGCAAGGCUGAAGAGGUGCAGGGUAUUCUUCAACUGAACGUGCGAGGAUGUAUGUACACAGCCAGGCGCGAGUCUCUGUGCCGCUUCAAGGAUUCAAUGCUAGCUUCCAUGUUUAGUGGACGUUUUCCUCUAAAAGUGGAUGAAUCUGGGGCUUGUCUAAUUGAUCGAGAUGGAAGCCUAUUUAAAUAUCUUUUAGAUUAUCUUCAUGGAGAAGUUAGGAUUCCUGAAGAUGAACAAAUUCGAACUGCAUUGCAGGAAGAAGCAGAUUAUUUUGGCGUCCCUUAUCCAUACAGCCUGUCCGACCAUUUGGCCAAUGAAUUGGAGACAUAUUCUUUCAGGUCGAACAUAGAACUUAAAAAGGCUUUGUUAGAUUUCUGUGAUUCUUACGAUUUAGUCUGCACCAAGCCUACAGUUUGGGUCCUGCACUAUCUCAAUACUUCCGGAGCAAGCUGUGAAAGUAAAAUUAUUGGUGUGUAUGCCACAAGAGCUGAUGGGAUUGAUGCAAUUAAUAAGGAGCUAGGAAGGAAAAUUAAUAGUAAAAGCAUUUACAAAAGAGAAGCUGGAAAUAACGUCCAGUACAUCUGGAGCUAUUACUCAGUCGCUGAAUUGAAAAAGAUGAUGGAUGCUUUUGAUGCCUGGGAAGGGAGAGGUGUCAGCUACUGGAGGGUGCCCCAGGAGCUGAUUGAAUGUUGGACUCUUGAAGAACGCCCUUUGAAAGGCAGUUUGCAUCAUAUGCCUCCAGUUCAUAAAAGACGAUUAAUUGACUUUACUGAAGAAGAGGAAGACUCUUUACCCUGUAAAGUGGGUCCCAAGCCAAUUAGAUUCUCAGGGCCCUCAACAAGUACCCAUAUCAAAGUCAAGAAUUCAGCUUCAUUAAAGGUAGCUGCUUGCAAUGCUUCAGGUUCUGUGGUAACUCUGAAACGACCCAACAGUGAAAGUUUGGCGUUGCACAAAGUAGCUUCUAAAACUGUAUCCACAAUGGGCCCAUCAGUGCCCACCAAUUCGCAAGCAUCUGGUGGAAGGCAGAGGGCUGACAGCAGGAAGCAGUGUCAGAUGACUUGCAAGAUUUCAGUGUCUAGGAAGCCUGCAAGCAACCGUGCAGUAAAGCUGAAGCGAACUCCGCUUUCUCUUGUGAUGCCAUCUCAGUCAUCUUUAAUAUCCAAUAAAACAUGUGAACAGGACAGUGCUGCUGCUGAAAUUCCUACAACUUCUACAGUACUAAACAAGAAAGAACCAGCUGUAUCAGCAGCUGGUAUUAACCUUAAGAAUGAUACAGUGGAUGGAUAAUCUUUCACUCAGCCUGAAAGACUGGAUAGCUUGGCAUCAUCUGGCCAAAGAGAUAAUGAUCUCAUGUUAACAUUUAUUCAAAGACUUAUUAGACAAUUAAUGAUGAAAAAAUAAUGAAAAGGGUAGGGAGAAAUGGUUUUAAGUGGGCAGUGACUUGUUUUCUGCUUUAUUGCUAAAUAUAUUUAGGAGCUGGGAAGGGAGGAAGAAACAGGGCUUUAAAAAACUCAAAACAUAGCAUUGUGCAGUCUAAUGUGAUGGUAUCUAACAUCUGUAUUUCUGUCGGGCUGUACUGGUACAACUAACCUUUUUAGAGGGAGUAUGCACAUGGCAUAAAAAAACUGUUUAUCAACUUUAAGUACAGUUAGUUAACAUUAAAAAAAACCCUGAAUCUAGAGUUAAAUUCCUUAAGCAAUAUAUUUAAAUUGGGAAAAAUAGAUAAGAAUAAUAAUUAAUAGUAGCAGAUAAAAGUUUGUCAUGAGUUUGUGAGAUAUGGAGUACUGCAAAGAUUUCACAAGUUGAAUGCACACUUAGUAGUACUCUUUGGAGAGGAAAAGUCACCAUUCUGUUAUUUAACAGCAGUUAAAGGGACCACCUUUGCUUGCACAUGGUGAGAAAAUUAAGAAAUACAGGGAGGGAGAAGCAUGCCUAGUGAGUAAUAAGGCAGCUUUUUCAUAGGCCUGAGACACGCGUACUGCUUUGCUAAUGAGAUGUGGUCUGCUGUUGGCAGGGUGUUCUGCAGGGAUCACAUUGCUGCAGGCCAUGUUUUCUGCAGCUGCAGGGAGGCUUCAGGUCUGAGUCACCACUGGCUGGCGUUACUGUGUCCUUCUGUAGUUCUUUUCACAUACAGGGCCCAGGAUGGACAGACAGACAAUGGCAACAUCAUGUAGCAAAGCAGUGUAACAGAAGUGUCCUGGCUUAAAGAAAGAUAAAAUAACCCUUCCUUCCCCUGGAGGAGGAGGGAGGACACACUGGAUUUCUUCCUGUCCUCAGUUGUACCAGGGUAUAUUUUGAGUAACGAUACUGAAGUGAAGAAAUGUUGCAUAUCUCUGUCAUCAGAGGAAAGCAGACUUUGGUUCAUUCUUUCUAGUUGUUUAAACCAAUGCUGUUUAACAUUUGUUUUAAGUUCUGCAAACCAGGCUUCUUUUUAUGCCCUUAUUUGUUGCUUAGAGUUUCUUUAUUUUUCUUUUUUGUUACUGCUUUUGCUUUUUCAACACAGUAAAUACAGCUGGCCCUAAAUGUUGAAAAGACCUGUCACAUUGCCAAAAUGAAAUGGACUUAAAAUUCCUGAGACUACUAGAAAUACAGAAGGGUUCUUUAAAUGUUUUAUUUUCUGGGUCAUUUAGAAGAGAUUGCAUUUUUAGGCUUUUCUUCAUAAGUGCCAAGGCUUGAAAUUUCAUUUGCACAAUUAAAAAACCUAGACUUUCAUGUACUAACAUUUUUAAAGAGAUAACUUUACAAUAUUUACCGUAAAGGUGAGCAGUACUGUAAUUUGGUGUCAUCAGUUUGUAUACUGAAGGCCAGUUUACUCCUUGAAUUUUUAAUUUUUUUUUAAUAAACCUAAAAAACAACCCCAAAGCUCUUCCUAUCCCCUCAACAACAAAAAAGUUUCACUGAAGUAAGAAAAAGGCAAAGAUUAUGGAAAGAUACUAGCAUAAUAUAGUCUGCUGUUUCUGUGCGACAUUUACUUCAAUACUUACUGAAUAGGUGAAGAGUUUACCACAUACUUUUAAAAUCUUUUUACAUUGUUUCCUAAAGCUGAUUUCCUUCCUCUUCGGCAUGUGAUGAAUUAAAAAGACUUCUAUAAAUACCACACUAAAGUGCUCCAAAAAAAUGGACUUAUUUUGCAUGUGUGCGAGAAAAAAGUUCUGAGAAAAAUCCUUUAGGUCCGAGUUGGCACUAGCUCAAUGUUUCUUUAAUCUUCUUGAUAGUACAAUAUUUUUCAAGCAACUUUCAUGUCAUUUGCAUUACAGUGGCCCACACAGUUUUCAGUGGCUUUAAUGAAUUUUUUUCAUUGCGCUAGACACACAGGCUUGUGGUUAAAACCAAAAAACAUAGGCCCUGUAAUUUGGAAAUGACUCAGUAAGCAGGUGAAACGGGAGACUGGCUGUGGUGGGGAGGUAGAGCAAGAUUACUAUUAUUUUUUUAGAGACUUGAUUUUAUUGUUUUGUUUGUUUCUUAAACUAGAUGAGAUGCAAACAUAGAUUUAAAAGGCUAUGAGUAGGCACUUCUGUUGUAUUUUUAUGCUCAUGAAGCUGGCUAAUAGUUUCUCAUAACUAAUGGACUGAUGCUGAACACUUUCAUGACAGUUGAAUAGAAUUAACCUUCAAGGUGAUUUUGUCUAAAGCUUCAAGCAUAUCCAUCCAAAGCCUUUUAAAUGUAGAAGUAAAAUGGCACUUUGUUCUUUCUGUGAGGCUGAUAACUGAAAACAAAUGCAGAAAUGAAGCUUGCCAGUCCAAGGACUAUUCAUCUCUUAUUGUGGUUAAGAGACUGUGUUUUUUGAGAGGCUGGAACAAGGAGCAGAAAGUCAGCAAGUCUGAGUUUCCUGCAGGUUGAAGCUUCCUCAAAACUGCAUGUUCCCAAGUUGCUCGAAAGUUUGCAGUUUUCUUGAUGUUACACUUAUCUAACUCAACUGAAGUGGUACUGUCUGGUAAUGCACCUGUGCUGAUAAACUGUGAUACACUCUACAUACCAGUUUGAUUGGGGAAGCUACUGUACAUGAGCUACAGUUUUCCAGUUAGGAUUAUACACACUGUCAAAGGGUGCUUGACAGUGGCUUUUUAUCUUCAUAAAAUUAUCAUUCAUUAGAGAAGAAACUAUGUUCAGAAAAUUACUUCAAUCUAGUAAUCUAAUGAGUAGUGGUAUCUAAUAGCUGUGUUCUAAGGAAUGAAAUAUGUGUUACCAGUUUAGUUUGAUGCAUUACAUCUUUUUUCAUAAACACUGUCCCUUUUCCAGUCAUUUAGUCCUCACUUUCCCACUGUUGUCUUUCCAAACAAACAGUGAUAUAGGUUCAUUCAGGUUAAGGAGACUGGAAAAAUACCAUAACAAGGUAAUUUCUAGAGAACAACUCCCACGUGACCGAGCAUGGGGGGCCUGGGGUGCAGCAGGCAUAUUAUCACCAAGAUGUGAUUCAAACAGAUGUCAUUCUGUCUGUGUGAUUCAGCCAAUGGAGAACUCUGUAGCUGAUGUAAGCAAACAGACAUUAUUUCACAUGAUAGGCACGUGUUCCCACUGAUCUCAGGGAGAUCUCAGCACUGAAUAUUUAUGUCUUGUUCCUAAUCAAGCUACCUCUUUUAUUCUUUCGAACUGUUCCAGUCAUUUACCCAGUCAGCUCUCCUCCAGAGCAGAAAAGUAUUCUUUUAAACCCAUUUCUAUUAAACUACUUAGCUAAUAAAUACAAUGUGAUUCAAAUUUUACUAUGGCUAGGAAGAAGAAAUACUAACAUUUCCAUCAGCAAGAAAAUUUCAUCUGUUUAGUUCUUCUCAAUCUGUGAAGGACAAAUUCUCACCUGAAAAAAACAGGAGGGUCUCCUGCAUCAUCAAAAACUUGAAGCUGCCUGUUGCUUAGAUGCAGUUAAGAGUUGAAGUGUGGUAAGAAGUAAAACACUGUAAAUACUCUGUGCUGGCAAAGCCCCAGAAAAAUCUGGAUGGAUUCUAAGCAAUAUCUUAGAGGAGAGUACGUAGUGAAACAGGUAUGAUUGUUACAGACCUUGCUUUCUGAGCUUUUGGGGUAUUCCUCCUUACACAUAUUUCUUCUUGCCAAAAAGUCUGGCUGUUUAUACCAGAACUUACCUCUCUUGGCUGAAAAGUUACUUUGCACGUUCACCAGGCCACCUCAUCAGCUGUGUAAUGUGCAAGGAUUUGGCCAUUUUCAAAUUUGCCCCUUUCAUGUGUGUGUCUUUUAAUCCAUUCUAGUUUCUGGUACAACAUCAAUGAACGUUUUCCUACAGUUUGUUUUAGCUGAUUUCAUGGUAAAUAGCUGUCACUGUUAGUGUUCUCUGGAGUUUCCAGAGUGUUCUAACUUGCAGUUGAUGCAAUACUGUAUUAUCUAAAAUUUCUGGCAAUAUUAUAUCCUCAAGUGGGCAGUUAGCAGUGGUACUGGAACCUGGGAUCUAUGGAGCCCAUGCAGCCUCUGCUCUAGUCACAAGUCCAUGAACUUAAAGCUUAUUUAAAAACUUCUCGUGCAGCCCGGUCACUACAUGAGGCAAGAGACUCGCAACAGGAACUGCCACACAAGCUCAGGCCAGGCGUUCCCCUACAACAGCAGUGUGCAGGGAAGUGCUAUGAGCUCCAGGCGCAAUGUUUCCCUUUCAGAAUUCUUAGUUACAAUUUUUGAGUGAUGUUUUCAAACACACAUAAGUGAUUUUUUUAACCUUUUUUUCAAACACGCCUAAAUCACUGAAGGUUUUCAAAAAGUUUGGCUAUGUCAACAAUGUUACAUUCUGUUUUUAGUUUUCUAACUGCCUAUCUGGUCCUUUAUUUCACUGAGUUCUGCCCUUAGCCUCAACUUAAUCUUACAGAAAAGAUAAAUGAAUCCAAUCUGCUUUAAAAUACUGCUCUUUGAGGUGUAUUUCCCCUUUCAAAAGAGUGUACAAAAGGCAGUGGGUGGUUCCAUGUUGGUGUCUGAGCAAUUCCGAACAGCUGUGUUUGCUUUAAAAAUUGGGGUCUUUUUAUAAUUGCUAGACUGAAAAGCUGAAAGUCAAGCUCUGUCCCGCCCUUAAGAAUUCCCUCACUGACCCCUGUGCAAGCCCCUCACAUGAAGAGGAAUACCACAUGUAUGGCUCUGUUAUUAUUAAAAAAUGAAAACUAAUUCUGUUGAAGAUGAGCACAAGAGCAUCCAAUUAAUUACAAGUAUUUUGACCAGUAAAAAGCUCUUAGAAAUUGGCAGACACAAUUCCAAGGGUACAGAGAGACACCAGAACUGAAAGAUGACAGGAUACUGUUCUGACAAAACCAGGUUUCAGAGCCCAGCCACGUAAUGUAGUUAAAAUGUGUGCUCCAAUACUGAAGCACAUCUGGAGUGCUAAGACUGAUGCGUUCCAAGAACCAGCCCACUGUCCAGCUAGACUAAACUCACACAUGUAUCCCGUAUCACAUAAAAUGUAUCCGCAGCACACUCGGAAGAGAAAUGCUGCCUCUCACCUGUUAGUCCUGGAUCUGUCAGAUACUGAGCCUGCAGUACAUCAAAGGACAGCUGGUACUUAAGGGAGCGGUAGUCCUGUUGUGCUGACUUACGAUUUAUCUUACGGAUUUUAUUUAUUUUGCAAAAGCCUGUUUGUGAGGAAGUUUGACUUACGGAAAAGAAUAACUUCCAGUAAUCCUGUUAUGUGGAAGAGCUAUAAAGAAGGAGUAAAAAUCAUUGUAAAUAAGUUAGUUAGACUUUUUUUUCUGGGUAAGAAAAAAAUCUCUUAAUGAGAAUAGAAGUUUCACAAAUUAUUUAAGCACAAUAUAACAAGCUUCCUGUGUAAUAUCUGCAUGGAAUUCAUAAUUGCAUCCCUUACAGCGAGGCACUGGACAAAUUUUGGAAAAGCUACCUUUCUGAUGGGUGUGCACAACAGACUUUCAGUUCCCAAAUUCUAGAAUUUCCAUUCCAUAUACUUAAAUAUUCAGCCUAAAAGUUUGAUAAUUAACCUAUAUAGAAGCAGUGCUUGUAAUACUAAGAAACCCAGUAUUUACCUAUGCAUUUUUAUUUUUCUUCCACCAGAGUUCCAGAUGAAGUGGAGCUAUCUGCCUUUUAGAACCAUGUGUUACCAAUAUCCACAUGUGAAAAACUUUACAGAUAUCAAGAGACAAAUAAAACUAAGUAAAACUGUCCAUAAGGAAUGGGCUUCACUUUACAUUUUGAGUUAAUUUUUUGAGUACCGCACAGAAAAAGUAGAACUGUCAGUACUAAGGAAGUGUGCCGUCAGCUAACAGAAAUCAGGCAGAGGAAAAUGGCAAAAAGCAAUAGCAAACAAAUAUCUAGGAACAAACUUCAAGUGUUCUGCUCUUAUUGACCUUAGUGGGAAAUAAGACUGUUAAACACCUUUGUGAAUCUAACACUCAGGCCUCUAGCUCACAUGAUGCCAGGUUUGGAUUCUGACACCUUACUACAUUAAGUAAUAACUUACAUUACAAGUACGUCCAGCGUCAGUGGGGCUCUCAUGCAGGAAGGUGCUGUUCCGUGCACUUGUGGUAGUAGAAUUUCGUCAAAAGCAAAAGCCUGGUCCAAUCCAAACUCAGCUGAAAGCCUCCCACUGAUACCCACUGAAUUAAGUGAAUAUAGAUGGAAUAAGAUCGCAAGUGGUUAGGUACUGCAAAGCAGCAAACGCCAUAAUAUUUUAGAAAGGAGAUUUUAAUUUUUUGGAAGAAACAAGUUUUCUGAAAUACAGAAUCAGAACAUUAACACUAACUAAGUUUUUUACUUUAAUAGAAAACUCAGAAGGAUGUGGUAACUGCUCAAAUAUGUACCUCCACGUUGUGCUGAAUGCUGCUGUAACAAAUUAGAGUCAUAGCUCUUGAACAGGACAGAUGGUUCCCACAGCAAAAUUAUAGAAAAAUAAUUUGGAUUCAAGUCUAGAACACCGGUAACUUCUCAUAUGCCAAAAAGAAAAAAAAAAAAAA